AUGAAGCUCCACUUCCUUUUGUUUUUCUUCGUCUUCGGAUUGAUUCAUGCUAUAUGCCCACCCGGAUUCUCGCCUUCGAAUGGAAAAUGCAUCAUGUUGGUCACGGAUCAGGAGGUGCAUUCCAGCGCCAGUGCUUACUGUAACAGAUACGGUGGACAUUUGAUUUCGAUUCAUAAUCCGGAUGAUAACAAUGAGUUAGCUGGUAUGGCUGCUCGACCAGUUUGGAUUGGUUUGAAAUGCACAGUUUCAAGGGAUCCGUCGUCUUGCCUUUGGGAUGAUCAAAGUGGCACGGCUCAGGGGUACAAUGGGUUUUCGUCCGGUCAACCAAAUACCGCUGCUGGCCAGUGUAUCUAUCUUCUCAACACCGGUCAUUGGCAAAGUGUCGAUUGUGAUGGCGGAAUACCGUUAGAUUUCAUCUGUGAAGCUCCUAAUCAACCAUCAUGUAACCAUCCAUUCAACGGUUUCUGUUAUUUCCCGCAAUUUCAACCUCUCCCGGAAAAUGAUGCUCGGGUAGAAUGUGAGAAGCAGUGCGGGAACCUGGUAUCCAUUCAUUCACCAGAUGAGAAUAAUUUCAUUAAGAACUUAUUUAACUUAACUCCACCGGAUUUCGCAACAAUCGGAGCCAGAACAAAUUCAGCGAAUUUGACUUCCUGGUUGGAUGGAACCAAUUGGAAUGAUUAUCAGAACAUUGGACUACAAAGCGCAAGUCUAGGAAUGUGUUGGAGUAUGGCACUACGGGAUAGAGUCCUCUAUGAUGCUGGCCAAUGGACAAAUAGUAAUUGUUCGAAACCAGCCCCAUUUGUAUGUAAACGAGAUGCUCAAGUGUCGUGUGGAGGUACGGAUGAACCAGUGACAACGGCACCACCGGAAUGUGGUAGUGGAAUUAUGCAAGAAGAUAAUAAUGGAACUUUCUACUCUCCAAACUUCCCAAACUCUUACGUUGGCGCCAAAAACCCUUGCAAAUACUUCAUUGACACUCCAAGCGGAACCCAAGCCCAGAUUCGAUUCCCAAUUUUGAAUCUCGAUGCCUAUUCGACAAUUCAGUUGUAUUAUGGGGACAACCAAAAGCCAGACGUGACAAUUUACUCCGAUACUACUAUGAAAUGGUACACUUCUCCAACAAACACUAUUAAAAUGAUCUUCAAACCGAGUACUGACUACACUGGCUCUAGAAUCUUAUCCUGGAAAGCUGAAUUUGAGCCCAUGCCACAGGUUACUGUACCUCGCACUACAACUACAACUCAUAAAGUGAUCAUAACACCCGAUCCAAGAAACCCAUCAGGUUGUAAUUCUCCUUCAAUUUCAACCGAAACUGGCUAUUUCACAUCUCCAAAUUACCCUGACCAUUAUCUCGAUUCCAUGACUUGUAAGUAUUUGUUAACCACGGACACUGAUAAAAGGAUUCACUUGGAAUUUGGAGAAAUCGAUUUGUUCAUGGACCAGGACGAGAUUAUCGUUCGGGAUGGGUCCAGUUUUACGGAUCCUAAUCCAUUAGAGAUAAUUAACGGAAACCCAGGCCAUUGGUACAACAAACAGUACACAUCUACUGGGAAUACAAUGAAUGUAUAUUUCUUCUCAGAUAGCCGUGAUAAUGCGAAAGGAUUCUCUGCUAAUUUUUAUGCAAAUUCCGAAAAGUUUCGCAAACACAUGUCCGCAAAUUCUUGGAAAGUGUGUGGCCGUCAGAAAUCAACUACCGUACUUCCGUCAAUGGUCAUUGCUCAGAAUUUGGAUGAAAUCGAUGUGCAGGAUGUGAAGAUGACGACUUCAAUGGAUGAAAAAGGCAUUACUCGUCAGUACUGUGUGACGUGGAUUGAUUUGGAGAAGAAUAAGAAGACGUCAGAUGAGGAUGAUGAUCGGGAAUUCGUGGGUCUGAAGACGACGUCAUCAAUGGCAAAAUUUGGAUGUGAUCAUGUGAUUUGCGACAAGUGCCGUCGAUCGCAAAAGAGCACCGCGCUUUUUGAUGGUGAGCAAUUUUUUUAA
Caenorhabditis briggsae is the source of this 1980-nucleotide messenger RNA. NCBI's taxonomy places the organism in Eukaryota, Metazoa, Nematoda, Chromadorea, Rhabditida, Rhabditidae. The transcript is spliced from 5 exons. Bases 1 to 1980 code for a protein of 659 amino acids. The record is from RefSeq and is a predicted model, not a curated record.